GUUAUUGUUUACAGAAAUGACUCUCCAUACAACACGUUGACUAUUACCCCAAUGCUGACCUAACAAAAUGUCCACAAACAAAUCUCGCGCCAAGUCAUUGUGGAAGAAGGUUCUUCUUGUUGGUGAUUCUCUUACACAGUUUGGCUUUUCAAAAGAUGGCAGUUACGCCUCUCUGCUAGCUGACUAUCUUCAAAGAAAAUGUGACGUCAUAAAUCGGGGAUUUUCAGGAUAUAAUUCUAAAUGGUGUAAAAUCAUUUUGCCGGACAUUCUGAAUGAAUUUGAUCCAGAAGAUAUCGCCUUGGCAACCAUUUUUCUUGGAGCCAACGACUCCAAUCUUCCGGAGAACAAAAGACAACAUGUUCCCCUGGCGGAUUAUAAACAGGAUCUAAAGGACAUGGUGGAUAUGAUGAUGAAAAAGGGAAUCCCAAAGGAAAAAAUUGUUUUGAUAUCUCCACCGGCAUGUGAUGAAAAGGCAUGGAAGAAAUUCUGCUUGGAAAGUAGUAGGUACAAAGAUUUUACGAAAUGUAACCUAACAGCGGGAAAGUACGCCGAUGUCUGCUUAGACGCUGCUAGGGAGUGUGGAACCAAAUCAGUGGAUUUCUAUGGAAACAUGAUGAAACGUGAUGAUUGGCAGGAUCUACUCUGUGAUGGACUCCAUCUGUCGGCCGCCGGAUCACUCCUGUUGUUCAAACUUCUGAAGCCCGCUGUGGACCAGACGACAUCUGAACUUCCGUUAGUUUUCCCGAACUUUAAUGAUGUGGAUAUUGAGGAUCUACAUGGUUGUUUAAAACCUUUUCCAGAGUGAAGGUGUUAUAUGUAUCAGAGCUAGUAAUAAGUGAACUUUAAAUCAAGGAAAUGUCGAAUUAUAAUUCAAUGGAAUGUUUGUAUCAAGUGAAUCAAAAUGAAAAAUUUA
Saccostrea cuccullata (small rock oyster) is the source of this 913-nucleotide messenger RNA. Its product is annotated as isoamyl acetate-hydrolyzing esterase 1 homolog. The coding region runs from base 68 to 805 and encodes 245 amino acids. The record is from RefSeq and is a predicted model, not a curated record. NCBI's taxonomy places the organism in Eukaryota, Metazoa, Mollusca, Bivalvia, Ostreida, Ostreidae. The transcript is spliced from 6 exons.